AAUCAGCAUGGAUGUGUUUUUAAUAAUAAUAAUAUGUGUUCUGGGAUUGCUCUUAAUGUAUGUGAACAUAUAUCUGCUUGCUUUAUAUUGCCAUCCUGAAGAUGGUGGAUUCGGAUCAUCAUUAUUUUGUAAAAUAGUUGUUGUACUUGGAUUAAGCCUAUCUUGGUGCUAAACAUUGAUGUUAACUUUGGAUGUUACUAAUGAAAGAGAAUAAUAAGGCUUGGACAUGCAUUUAUGCUGGAUAAUCAUUUAUAUAUCAGUAUUUGUAAUGCUGGUAUUUCUCAUACCUCUUGCCAUUUUUUAUUAUGAAUCAGACGAUGAAAAACCAAUUGUAAUAAUUCACAUUAUCCAAGUGUCAAAGAAUAAGCUUAACAAUAGUUUAAGAGUUUAUGGUCCUUGUAUUUGCUUUCUUGACUAUUUUCUUAACCUAUUUCUGGUUAAGAGAUGCCUUGGUACCUGUUACUGUUUAAGUGCAAGAUGCUGCACUCCAAUUCGAAUCAAGUGAGAUCGAUCUUAACGUUGAUACCUUUACAAUAACCGAAGAAAAACAGGAUCACAUUGCUACUACAAUAGAUCCAAUCACAUUUACUAUCGGAUUGAUGUGUUUUCUAGGUUAUUUCUUCUUAAUUUUAUAUGGAGGCAUUGGGAUGGUUGCUUUGCCUUUAGACCUUGUUUGUUCAUAUGGAACAAGACCAGUUUUUGUAUUUAUUUUUUAAUACUUUAGAAAAGUGCUUCUUAGGCGGCUGAAAAAAAAAAUAGAUUAAAGAGAUUAGUGGCUUAGAUGAUUGGUUAUGCCAAAUAAUUGAGAGAUAUGGAGAAGGAUGUGAAAUGUUCAACUGGAUGGUGGUCAAAAAGGAAAUAAAAUACUAAAGUAGAAAAAAGAUACUAGAAAUUGGUUUCUGCAGUUAGUGAACUAGAAGAAGAAUUUGAAAUAUUCCUGCUAGAAUUAAAUAUGGGUGAUGCCAAUCCAUUAGUUUACAUCUUUAAAUUGUUAUUAGGAAUUGUCUUAUUCAUCAUUACAUUAGCUUGGUUAUUGCACCUAUUAUUGUAUGUUAUAAUAACUGUGGAUGGAAUCCCAUUCUCCCCUUGGUUAAAUAAGCUGUUUAUAUAAUUGGAUGUUUAUAAUGUAGCAUUUCUUUCCGUGUUUUUCUUUGGAUUAUUUACACUUUAUUUAUUAUGGUGUGUCACCAAAGGAAAUUUAGUAUUUUCAAUGCCAUGGAUUUUCAAAUUUCACCCAAUGAAGUAAGCACAAUUUGUAUUAUUAGAAUAAAUGAAACUUGGAUGAACUCAUUUCUAUUCAAUAUUGUUCUGAUUUUAAUCAGUUCUGUUGCUUUGUGCCACUUCAGUACUUGUGUCUUCUCUUAAUAUACUAGAUUAACAACAGUAGAUUUACUAUUCGGAACUCAAAUCAAAUACCUGAAGAUCUUUAGUUGGGCCUUUGAAAAUAAAGUAUUUGAAUAUUCUUUAUUUUCUUGGACCAUACUUGCAGGGAUUAUUCAAAUGAUCCUGAAAUGCAGAAAACCAAAAUUACUUGAUUAAAUAGAUUAAAAGAAGAAAAAUUUGAAAGGAAACUACGAAAUUGAAUUAAAAGAACUAUUUCUGAAAUGA
Messenger RNA from Paramecium octaurelia, 1608 nucleotides. The record is from the annotation of a GenBank genome assembly. Lineage: Eukaryota; Ciliophora; Oligohymenophorea; Peniculida; Parameciidae.